This is a messenger RNA of Struthio camelus australis, 1117 nucleotides long. NCBI's taxonomy places the organism in Eukaryota, Metazoa, Chordata, Aves, Struthioniformes, Struthionidae. The record is from RefSeq and is a predicted model, not a curated record.
AUGCCGAGUGGCUAUAAAGGAGCUUUAUUGGCUUUGAGUGAGAAACCGCAUAAGCACAAAGUAUUGAGAUUAAGCAGUCGCGGAGCACUGAACUCCCUGGGACGUUCGGCUGGGCAAGGGAUGCCCCGACGGGGGCUGUCUGCUCUGCUCUGGCCACUGCUGCCUCAUGGGCUCCUGGACGACCGGGCUGCCAUGUUUCCAGAAGAUCUGAGGUUUAAUGCUUUGUUUCCUGUUUUAGGGUAUGAUGAUGUGUCAGAAACAAACUUGAGAUCUUACAGUGUUCAUUCUGCUAAACAUGUGCAAGAGAAUCGUCCUGUGCCCAUUCGCAGAAAAAGAAGCAUUGAGGAAGCCAUCCCGGCUGUCUGCAAAACACGGACGGUUAUAUAUGAGAUACCUCGGAGUCAGAUUGAUCCCACCUCUGCCAACUUCCUGAUAUGGCCACCCUGUGUGGAGGUGAAACGUUGCACGGGCUGUUGCAACACCAGCAGUGUGAAAUGCCAGCCAUCACGGAUACAUCACAGAAGCGUCAAGGUGGCAAAAGUGGAAUAUGUUAGAAAAAAGCCAAAAUUAAAAGAAGUUCUGGUGAGAUUAGAAGAGCAUAUGGAAUGCACCUGUACAUCAUCAAAUACUAAUUCAGAUUAUAGAGAAGAAGAAACUGGCGAGACCGAGGCAUGGAGAAAUGACUGUGCAAGGUCACACAACAAGGCUAUGGCAGAACCAGGGAUAGGACUCAGAUCUGAGUGCUCAUCCAGUGCCCUAAAUCACACGACCAUCUUCCCUUUCCAAGAAUGAAUCCUUGCACCCUUAGAGCUAAAUACUGAAAAGAUUGAGGCUGCAUUUUUGAGGAGAAAGAGAGAGAGAAAGAGAUGGCUAGGCUUGCAGUAACAUGUUGUGCCGUCAUAAAUGCUACAGCCACCAUCUGUUUCCAGCCCACGACUUGAAAGAAAACUGAACAGCAAUCUCAUAAUUCACAUGAGCAUUUUACACUUGUGAACCCUUCCAAACCUUUGUCUAAUAAUGAGGGGAGUGCAUGGUGCUAAGGUUUGUAUUUUUUCCUGCACGUACUAGUGUUUAUUUGUAUGUCUCUUUCUGUUUAUUUUUAUUUUUUUUCUGUGGG